Molecule: messenger RNA, 1953 nt
Organism: Colletotrichum aenigma
Lineage: Eukaryota; Fungi; Ascomycota; Sordariomycetes; Glomerellales; Glomerellaceae
Gene: BPL1
Product: Biotin--protein ligase
Exons: 5
Coding region: 1-1953 (650 amino acids)
Biological process (GO): protein modification process
Cellular component (GO): cytoplasm
Molecular function (GO): biotin--[biotin carboxyl-carrier protein] ligase activity
Source: RefSeq, a predicted model, not a curated record
AUGAGUGCAGGCUGCUUUUACUUCGUCGGAUGCACCGGCACGACCCUCGAAUCAGUCCGCCACGCCCUCCUCACCCUCCGCCACCUCCUCUCCCCCACCUACGCCGUCAUCCCGCUCCCGGAGCCCGCGCUGCUCAAGGAGCCCUGGCAGGCGACAUGCGCGCUGCUCGUGAUCCCGGGAGGCGGCGACCUGGGCUACUGCCGCGUGCUCAACGGCGCCGGCAACCGGCGCAUCGCCGACUUCGUCCGCAAGGGCGGGUCGUACCUCGGCUUCUGCGCGGGCGGGUACUACGCCUCGCGCAAGUGCGAGUUUGAGGUUGGCGACAAGACGCUCGAGGUCAUUGGCACGCGCGAGCUGGGCUUCUUCCCCGGGACGUGCCGCGGCGGCGCGUUCAAGGGGUUUGCGUACCAUAGUGAGAGCGGGGCGAGGGCUGUGAGGCUGAGUACGGCUGAGGGGGAGGUGGUGAGCUAUUACAACGGGGGCGGGGUGUUUGUUGAUGCGGAGGGGUGUUCGGGGGUUGAGGUGCUUGCGAGUUAUGCGGAUGAGAUUGACGUUGAUGGCGGGGAUGGGAAGGCUGCGGUGAUUUACUCCAAGGUUGGGAACGGGCAUGUCGUUCUCACCGGUCCUCAUCCCGAAUUCGCCGCCGCAAACCUGCACCCCCAGCCCAAGAUCCCCUCCUACGAAACCCUCAUCGCGACGCUCGCAGCAGCCGACGCAGCCCGCAUCUCCUUCCUCCGCACCUGUCUCGCCAAACUCGGCCUCGACCUCAGCGCCGACCCGUCCGCUCCCCCGGUGCUGUCCCGCCUGCACCUGACCUCGGCGAACCACACCGAGGUCGCCGAGACGCUGGCCUCCUGGGAGGAGGCGAUCACGCGCACCGGGGACGGGGAGGAGUACAUCCACGGCGAGCACGACGUCUUCCGCAUCGAGAAGCAGGCCACGCGAUUCAGCGUCGAGGAUCUGCGGGACGCGCUGCCGUCAGGGGCCAUGGACUACGACAAGGUGGUCAAGGUCAUCGUCCCGCACGAAGAGGCGUGGCCGGAUGUCAAGGAGACGCCGAGCUUCAACCACCGGCUGUAUUACAACAGCUUGAAGGGGUACCGUGAGAAGGAGAAGGAGGCAGAGGAGUGGGGCGAUACGUUGUUGUAUGGUGAGGUUGUGACGAGCACGAACACGCUCAUGGACAAAAACAACAAGCUCCUGUCUUGUCUCCCGACCGGCUUCACGCUGACGGCAGCAGUCUCCGUGGCGGCCCGCGGCCGUGGCACAAACGUCUGGAUCGCGCCGCCUGGAAGCUUGCUCUUCUCAACGGUCAUCAACCAUCCCGCACACCUGGCCGCCUCUCACCCGAUUGUGUUCCUGCAGUACAUCUCUGCGAUCGCCAUCGCCGAGGCCGUGCAAACCUACGAUGUGGGAUGCGGCGAUAUCCCAAUCAAGCUCAAGUGGCCCAACGACAUCUACUGCCGCGACCCCGCCUCCUCCCCCUCGGACCCCUCCUACGUCAAGAUCGGCGGCAUCCUCUCCACCUGCAGCUACUUCCAGGGCUCGUACCAGUGCGUCGUCGGCAUCGGCAUCAACACGACCAACACGCGCCCGACAACCUCGCUCAACGCCAUCGCGCCGGCCUCGCUACCCGGCGGCUUCCACAUCGAGACGCUGCUCGCGCGCAUCCUGCCGCGCUUCGAGGCCAUCUACGCGCAGUUCCGCCGCGAGGGCUUCUCGCGCGACCUCGAGGAGCGGUACUACAAGCACUGGCUGCACUCCGGGCAGACGGUGACGCUGGAGCAGGAGGCCGGCGCGCGGGCGCGGAUCGUGGGUAUCACGCGCGACUGGGGCCUUUUGAAGGCGGUCGAGGUUGAUAGGGAUGGGCGCGAGACGGGGCGGAUGUGGGCUUUGCAGAGCGAUGAGAAUAGUUUUGAUUUUUGGAAGGGGUUGGUGAAGAGGAAGUUGUAG